This is a messenger RNA of Phragmites australis (common reed), 1611 nucleotides long. RefSeq names its product NAC domain-containing protein 58-like. Gene Ontology annotation, biological process: regulation of DNA-templated transcription. The record is from RefSeq and is a predicted model, not a curated record. The coding region runs from base 216 to 1280 and encodes 354 amino acids. Gene Ontology annotation, molecular function: DNA binding. NCBI's taxonomy places the organism in Eukaryota, Viridiplantae, Streptophyta, Magnoliopsida, Poales, Poaceae. The transcript has 3 exons.
UCCCAAAAAUUCCAUCCUCUCACUUCUCCAAGCUCUCCCUAAGCUUUCUCUCCCCCUCUCCUGGGUGGGAGCUUUAGUUUACCCACUCCUCUCCCAGCUCGUAGCUUAGCAAAAGCUUCCGAGGUUACUUAGCAGCAAUCGAGGCUAGUCGCAAGGGUUUUGUAAGGGGUCGAUCGCGCGCGCUCGGUUGAGCACGUAGAAGGUCGUUGGUGCCAAUGAUCAUGGCGAACCCCGCGAUGCUUCCGCCCGGCUUUCGGUUCCACCCGACCGACGAGGAGCUGAUCCUCCACUACCUCCGCAACCGGGCCGGCGCCGCGCCGUGCCCCGUGGCCAUCAUCGCCGAUGUCGAUAUCUACAAGUUCGACCCAUGGGACCUUCCAUCCAAGGCCGCGUACGGGGACAAGGAGUGGUACUUCUUCAGCCCGCGGGACCGUAAGUACCCGAACGGGAUCCGACCGAACCGCGCGGCGGGUUCCGGCUACUGGAAGGCCACUGGCACUGACAAGCCGAUCCACAACAGCGUCACCAGCGAGAGCGUCGGCGUCAAGAAGGCCCUCGUCUUCUACAAAGGCCGCCCGCCCAAGGGCACCAAGACCAACUGGAUCAUGCACGAGUACCGCCUCGCCUCCGACGCCCACGCCGGCAAUACCUACCGCCCCAUGAAGUUCCGCAACACCUCCAUGAGGCUGGAUGACUGGGUGCUGUGCCGGAUCUACAAGAAGGCCAGCCACGUGUCUCCGAUGAUGGUGCCGACGCUCUCCGGCCAGGAGCAGGACGAGCCGUACGCGACGUCGAGCGCCGCCAUGCUCGUGCAGGGCAGCGCCGGCGCGUUCCCGAUGCAGCAGGCCGUGGCCGGCGCGCAGAGGAUGCCCAGGAUCCUGUCCAUCUCCGAGCUGCUCAACGAGUAUUCGCUGGCGCAGCUCUUCGACGACGGCGUCCCAGACAUGGCGCGGCUCGAUCAGCAUCAUCAGCACGCCGCUCUGCUCGGCCACCUUGUCUCUAGCCAACUAAUGUUCAACAACAGCAAUAGCAGCAUGUCCGGGCAGCUUCCGCAGAUGGACUCGUCGGCCUCGAUGUCAGCGGCGGGCGAUGGCGCUGCCGGGAAGCGCAAGAGAUCAGAGGAGUCCAGUGCCGGUGCGCUGUCGAGCCAGGUAGCUGCAACCAAGAUGCCGAACGGCUCGUGCGUUGGUGCAACGUUCCAAAUAGGCAACGGACUGCAGGGGCCAGUAGGCCAGCUGGGCCAUCAGAUGCUGCUCCAUUCUAACAUGGGGCUGAACUGAUAGACAUAUAGUUCUCCACUUACUCAUGCAGUCUGAAAAUUAUGCAUGAGAAUUAAUUUGUGAUGUGAACAAUGGGCUCUAUAUAUUACACCAAAUAUAGGCCUAAAACAGAUAAAGCAAUGGUUAAGAUAUAGGUAAUUAAAGGGAUUGUACUAGUAGAGUCCAGUAUCAUUUAGGUACAUCAUUAUAGUUGAUUGGGUUUGUGGUGUGUAAACAUUUUUUUUCUCCUACAUAGCAUACUAGCUACUAUGUAUGUACUCAAGCUUAGUACUAUAUACAAAGCUAGAUAGGGCUUGAUAAUACUUUGAGAUCAAUGACGAACUGGAAGUCA